Molecule: messenger RNA, 2347 nt
Organism: Durio zibethinus
Lineage: Eukaryota; Viridiplantae; Streptophyta; Magnoliopsida; Malvales; Malvaceae
Product: xyloglucan glycosyltransferase 4-like
Cellular component (GO): Golgi apparatus
Molecular function (GO): glycosyltransferase activity
Source: RefSeq, a predicted model, not a curated record
UUGUUUUCUUUGCUUUCCUUUCACAUCUAUGCUGCUUCCCAAAUCUCAGAACUGAAAACCCAGUUCAAGUUUUUGCUUCUUUUCAAAACUUUUGAUCUGUGGUGUUGAAUCUAUUGAUUUUUUUCUGCUUUUGCUCAGGAAAUGGCUCCAAGUUCAGUUGUUGUCACAAUUGAGAAGCCUAAUAACUUCUCUUUAGUAGAGAUCAAUGGCUCAGAUUCAUCAUUACUUCUUGAGAAACAAAAAGCAGUUAGUCCCAAACAGUUUACUUGGUUUCUCCUUCUGAAAGCUCAUAGAGUUGUUGCUGGUGUUUCAUGGAUGGCUAUGGCUUUUAAAACCAUGGUUUUAUCAGUCAAGAAACGCAUUGCAUUAUCUGAUGUGAGUGAAGAAGAGGCCAAAGGCAGAAGAUUGUAUAGAUUUAUCAAAGCCUUUCUUGUUUUCUCUAUAGUAGCUUUGGUAAUAGAAAUUGUGGCCCAUUUGAAGAAAUGGAAUUUGAACCUGAUACAGCCAUGGGAGGUUCAAGGUCUUGUGCAGUGGUCCUACAUGGCCUGGCUGUCAUUUAGAGUUGAUUAUAUUGCUCCUUUGGUGUUAACCAUGUCAAAAUUCUGCACUGUGCUAUUCUUGAUUCAAUCUCUCGAUCGGCUUAUUCUUUGUCUGGGGUGUUUCUGGAUUAAAUACAAGAAGCUGAAGCCCAGAAUCGAAGGAGAGGCUUAUGACAUUGAGGAUGGCUCAACUUUCCCCAUGGUUCUUGUUCAAAUUCCUAUGUGCAAUGAGAGAGAGGUAUUUGCACAAUCAAUUGCCGCUGCCUGUCAGCUUGAUUGGCCAAAAGACCGGAUUCUUAUACAAGUUCUAGACGACUCAGAUGAUGGAAAUUUGCAGCUUCUAAUUAAAGAUGAAGUCUCCUCGUGGCGUGAGAAAGGAGUAAACGUAAUCUACAGGCAUCGGUUAAUCCGAACUGGAUACAAAGCUGGCAAUCUUAAAUCAGCUAUGGCCUGUGACUAUGUCAAGGACUACGAAUUUGUUGCUAUGUUUGAUGCAGACUUCCAACCAAACCCUGAUUUCCUUAAACAAACUAUUCCUCACUUCAAGGGAGAUCCUGAGCUUGGUCUUGUUCAGGCUCGUUGGUCCUUUGUGAAUAAGGAUGAGAAUUUGCUUACAAGGCUCCAAAACAUCAAUCUGUGCUUCCAUUUUGAAGUGGAGCAGCAAGUGAAUGGUGUUUUCCUCAAUUUCUUCGGAUUCAAUGGGACUGCAGGUGUGUGGAGAAUCGAGGCACUGGAGGCAUCAGGAGGCUGGCUUGAGAGGACAACAGUUGAGGACAUGGACAUUGCAGUUCGAGCACACUUAAAUGGAUGGAAAUUCAUCUUCCUCAAUGACGUAAAAGUGCUAUGUGAGUUACCUGAGUCUUAUGAAGCCUACAAGAAACAGCAGCACCGAUGGCAUUCGGGUCCAAUGCAGUUAUUUCGUUUAUGUCUUCCUGCCAUCAUGACAUCCAAGAUAUCAAUGUUGAAGAAGGCCAACUUGAUAUUUCUUUUCUUCCUUUUGAGGAAACUUAUACUUCCAUUUUACUCCUUCACAUUGUUCUGCAUUAUACUUCCAUUGACCAUGUUUAUUCCUGAGGCUGAACUACCCCUUUGGGUAAUCUGUUAUGUUCCCAUUUUCAUGUCUUUUCUAAAUAUUCUUCCUGCCCCAAAAUCUUUCCCUUUCCUGGUUCCUUAUCUGCUCUUUGAAAACACAAUGUCUGUCACAAAAUUCAAUGCCAUGAUAUCAGGACUAUUUCAGCUUGGAAGUGCUUAUGAAUGGGUAGUAACCAAGAAGACAGGAAGAUCAUCUGAAUCUGAUUUAUUGGCCUUGGCCGAGAGGGAAACAAAAUCUUCAAAUGAAGAGAAAAUCCAUAGGAGGUAUUCUGAGUCUGGUUUGGAAAUGUUGAAUAAACUCAAGCAACAAGAAGUUCCCUCUGUAAAGAAGAGAAACAGGCUAUAUAGGAAAGAAUUAGCACUAGCUUUCCUUCUACUCACUGCAGCUGCAAGAAGUCUAUUAUCUGCCCAUGGAGUUCAUUUCUACUUCUUGUUGUUUCAAGGCUUGACUUUUCUAGCAGUUGGCUUGGAUUUGAUUGGUGAGCAGAUAAGUUAAUAAGAGAAAUAUGUUUUAUAGUGCAUAUACAGAGUUUGGACUGAUUUCCAGCUCUAUGACAAUUUGGCUUGGAUUGGAGCUGGAUGUCAACACAGAUAGAAAACACUGCUAGCUGAAUUAUUAGGCAAGGACUAAGAGAUAAAGGUUGAAUUUUAUUGUAUACUCCUAUAAGUAAUCUGUGUAUGAAUAACGAUAAUUCAAUAUGAAGUUUUCAUUUCAA